AUGUGCCGUUCACCUAGCAUCUUCCCCCGCCCCGCGGACGCCUCACACGCACAAGUCAUGCGAUCGAGUGCCGACGGUCAUGUUGGUGCCGGUCAGAGUCUUGCGGAUGAACAGAUUGGCCAGAGACCGAGUGCCGAUGAACAGAGCGAUGAGAAAUCCAGCUAUGUAUGGGUUGUUGAGGAUCACCGCGAUAAGCGGGUAUGCAGACCUUGGUGGAACGCCCGUUUUCAAGGCACCCUGCCACUGGCCCUCUCCGCUCGCAUCCCGCUCGAGGUCUUUAGGCUCGUCGUGGACGAGAUGUAUCCUCCCACAUUGACUGUCGCGGCGCUUGUCUGCGCAGCAUGGCACCCUCGAGCGAUGCACAACCUCUACCAUACCGUCGAAAUUCGCAGCCGCACAAGCUACAACCUGCUGUUCAAGCAGUGUUACGCAUCACCACGCGUCAAACAGUGGCUCGCGAGCACAUGCAAGCUGGUGGCAGACGGCGAGCGGGAUGCCUAUAGCGACAUGCACGAGGACGACCUUGAGGCCCAGGAAAAGGGUAAGGGUGAACACGGGAGCGUGGAAUCCCCGCGGCGUAGAAACAAGAGCCAAAGUGACAAUCACGUCUUACCAGCACUACCGUUUGCGCUCGCUGGUCUGAUGCCUCGUGUACGCAUCCUGUACAUCUGCAGUGCAGGAUUUCGUUUCAUCCACACGGAUUUCUUCCUCGCCCUAUCGAGGUUCGAGUCUGUCAAGUCGUUGACCCUUGACUAUUGCCGACUGAACAAUGUGACACACCUGCGGCGAAUUGUGUCUGCCUUCCCCCAGCUCACAGAUUUCACGAUGAAUGUUGAUUUCGCUCGGGAAGGUGCUGCCAGUUACGCGGGAACCUCACUAUUUCGGGCACCAUCUCACAUGCGUCUUCGAUACCUUGACGUCACCGUGGAGGAUAAAUGCAUGGCGAUGUUCCUUGACUGGAUGACACACUCCGGCCUCUGCAACUCACUUGCGGAUCUGUCAAUCUGGUCAGGACAGCGCUCUAUGGCACUUACAUCCCUUAACCAACUCCUCGAAACGGUGGGGGCAUCGUUGACUCAUUUCUGCGAGAGGUUCGGUGACUUUCAAAAUUAUGAUAAUGCCCUGACUCACGGAAACCUGUUUCAAAACACCGCCUUGCAAUCCUUGGACAUCAAAAUGCAUCACAUCGACAACAAGGCCGAAUUCCAGGUGGCUCGCGCGGCUUGGACCAAAGCGGCGGACGAGCUACACGAUAUCUUCUCCACCAUCCGAAGCCGUCAGCUCGAGCACAUCAAGGUUCGCGUUCAAGGUAUCCAUGACAACACUGUUCUCGAGGGUGAGAGCGCUGUCCUCGAGAAGCUCGACCUGCGGGACCUGCACGAGGUCAUCAGCCAGCCAUACUUCGACGCAUUGAAGGAUGUCGAAGUGAAGAUGAAGAUAUGGCCUCGGAUUGAUCAGGCCAAGUUGGAUCUGGACAGCAUCGCUCAGGAGCUCGAGGUUGUAUUUUGUGGCUUGCUCCGGCCAUGGUCUGAUCGCGGCAUAGUCGACACCUGCAUAACAUGCUGGAAUGGUUCUACAUAUCUGAAGUGA
Fomitopsis serialis is the source of this 1590-nucleotide messenger RNA. RefSeq lists its product as uncharacterized. The transcript is spliced from 2 exons. The record is from RefSeq and is a predicted model, not a curated record. The coding region runs from base 1 to 1590 and encodes 529 amino acids. Lineage: Eukaryota; Fungi; Basidiomycota; Agaricomycetes; Polyporales; Fomitopsidaceae.